CGUAGGCGGGUGGCGGCGGUGGGGCGUUUGUGGCGGGAGGAUUUGGAUGCUCAGCGAGCGUUGCUCUGUUUGGUGCUGCUGCAGCAAACAGCUGUUAGCGACCACCACCUCUGGAGCAACGCAGAGGCAGGCUGGUUUGCGGGGCACAGCUGUGGCAGGGGAGGCACUAAGUGCCGUUGGUGGUGCCUGAACGCUGCCUCUGCGUGAAGGCGAGGGAUUAGCGGGAGCCGCUCCCCUGGCAAGUCCUCAGCCUGCCCCGGCUCUCCGCCACCGGAGCCUCUAAUCGCCUUCUCGCCAGCAGAGUUGUGCCCGGCCGCCAUGGAGCGGGGGCUGCCGCUUUCCUCCCGCGGGAAGGCCCGAGAGAAGAAGCCCGUUCGCAGGAACCCCGCGCUGGGGGGCAGCGAUGGUGGGAGUGGGCCUGGGUGGGAGCCGGUGGCGAGCGACGGGGCCAGCAGCAGCAAAAAACCCAAAUUCCACUUGCACAUCAAGACACUGACAGAUGAUGUGUUUGAUAAAGUUGCCAGCAUACGAAUUCCAGGCAGCAAAAAAGACAGACCAACUCUACUGCCUUUGAAACAAUCACAUUCUUCAACUAGUGACUGCUCUACCUCGGCAGAUGUAGAUGACUUCAUUCCUAGACCUUUGUCAGACAGGGAGGUCCUUGAACUCUUUGAAAAAAUGAUGGAAGAUAUGAAUUUAAAUGAAGAUCGGAAAACUCCAUUGAGAGAAAAGGAUUUCAACACAAAAAAGGAGAUGGUGAUGCAAUAUAUUAGUACUGCCUCUAAAGCGGGAAGCUUCAAGAGUAGCAGACAGAUUUCACCACAUGAAUUCAUAAAUGAACUAAAAUCUGGAACAGCAGAUGAAAGACUUAUCAGUUUCUUAGACUCCCUUCGUGUAUCAUUGACUAGUAAUCCUGUCAGUUGGGUUGAGAACUUUGGACGUGAAGGUCUUGGAUUGUUGUUGGACACUUUGGAAAGAAUAGUUGAAGCAAAACAACAGGACAAAAUUCAGACGAUGAUACAACAUAAGAUCAUUCAGUGCUUGAAGGCUUUUAUGAAUAAUAAGUAUGGUUUGGAAAGAAUAAUGGGUGAACAGAGAAGCCUUUCAUUAUUGGCGAAAGCUAUAGAUCCUAAACAAACCAAUGUGAUGACUGAUGUAGUUAAGCUUCUUUCUGCAAUAUGUAUUGUUGGAGAGGAAAAUAUCCUUGAAAAAAUUUUGGAAGCUUUGACUACAGCUGCAGAAGAGAGGAACAUUGACAGAUUUUGUCCAAUUGUGGAAGGUCUUCAGGGAAAGUCGGUCCAUUUGCAAGUAGCUUGUAUGCAGUUCAUCAAUGCCCUUGUUACAUCUCCCGAUGAUUUGGAUUUCAGACUUCACAUUAGAAAUGAAUUUAUGCGUUGUGGAUUGAAAGAACAAUUGCCACAAUUGAACUGCAUAAAGAAUGAUGCUUUGGAUAUUCAGCUCAAAGUUUUCAGUGAACACAAAGAAGAAGAUAUGGUUGAAUUCUCCCAUCGUUUAGAAGAUAUCAGAUCAGAACUAGAUGAAGCGAAUGAUGUUUACAAUGUGGUAUGGAACACAGUGAAAAACACAAGUGCAGAAGGCUGUUUUCUCUCCAUACUUCAGCAUCUCUUGCUCAUAAGAAAUGACUAUUGUGUACGGCCCUUGUACUUCAAGUUAAUUGAUGAGUGUGUUUCACAGAUAGUCUUACAUAGAAGUGGAACGGAUCCAGAUUUUACUUAUCGUAAAAGAUUGGAUGUAGACUUCAGUCAUUUAAUGGAUGUUUGUAUUGAACAAAAGAAGAUAGAAGAACUUACAGAGAGAGCUUCAGAAUGUUCAAAAAAGUUGGAAAAUGAAUUUGUAGCCCAUCAAAACACAAAGGCACAACUUGGGAAAAUGGAAGAAAAAGUUAAUCUCCUUGAAGCAGAACUAAGAGCUUAUAAAUGCCAGAAUGGAUUAGCUGCCUUACCAGUUUCAUCCCUGGAGGGAUGUGGAACUGCUCCCACAUCAACUGACAAAGCACCUAAUUUAUUACCAUCUUCAGCACCUUGUAUUGGAGCACCACCACCACCCCCUCCUCCACCACCACCACCACCCCCUCCAUUACCACCUUUGAUUAAUAGUUCAGGAAAGCCUUCUUCUGGCAUUCCUCCUCCACCUCCUCUACUACAGAAAUUGCCUGGAUCACAGUAUUCUCCACCUCAUCAUGUGCUGCCUUUUGGACUGAAGCCUAAAAAGGAGUUCAAACCCGAGAUCACCAUGAAAAGACUCAACUGGUCAAAAAUUAGACCACAUGAAAUGAACGAAAACUGCUUCUGGAUAACAGCAAAUGAUGGAAAUUAUGAAAACUCGGAUUUGUUGUGCAAGCUGGAGCUUACAUUUUGUUGUCAAAAGAAAGGAUAUGAGCUGAAUUCUUCCAAAGAAUUGACAUUAAAACAAGAUGACUGUUUUGAAGAGAAGAAAACUAUUAAAAAGAGAAUUAAAGAACUCAAGAUUUUGGAACCAAAGAUUGCCCAAAACCUUUCUAUCUUCCUAGGUUCUUUUCGGGUGCCUUAUGAAGAAAUCAAAAUGAUGAUACUGGAAAUAGAUGAAGCCCAGCUAUCAGAGUCCAUGCUUCAGAAUUUAAUAAAGCAUCUUCCUGAACAAAAGCAACUGAAUGAAUUGUCCAAACUACGAAGUGAAUAUAACAACUUAUCUGAACCAGAGCAGUUUGCUGUUGUGAUGAGCAGUGUAAAGAGACUGCAGCCACGGUUGAGUGCUAUUCUUUUUAAGCUUCAGUUUGAGGAACAGGUGAACAACAUCAAACCUGACAUUGUGGCUGUCAGUGCUGCCUGCGAAGAGAUAAAGAAAAGCAGAAGCUUCAGCCAGCUCUUGGAGCUAGUAUUGCUAAUGGGAAAUUACAUGAAUGCAGGAUCUCGCAAUGCACAGACCUUUGGAUUUAACCUCUGCUCCUUAUGCAAAUUGAAGGAUACUAAAUCAGUUGAUCAGAAGACAACAUUGCUUCAUUUUCUGGCUGAAAUAUGUGAAGAGGAAUAUACUGAUGUACUGAGCUUUGCUGAAGACUUGCAGCACUUAGACAAAGCAAGUAGAGUUUCAGUAGAAAGCUUGGAGAAGAGCCUAAAGCAGAUGGAGAGGCAGCUUAAGCAACUUGAGACGGAUUUGGAGACCUUUCCCCCUACUGAGGAUAUUCAUGACAAAUUUGUGACAAAGAUGUCCACCUUUGCAAUUCAAGCAAGGGAACAAUUCCAGAUCGUUUCUAGGAUGUAUGACAACAUGGAAAAACUCUGUCGGAAUGUGAUGGGAUACUAUGCCAUUGAUUUGAAGAAAGUUUCAGUGGAAGAAUUUCUAACUGAUUUGAACAAUUUUCGGACAAUGUUCAUGCAAGCAGCAAAGGAGAACAUGAGCAGAAAAGAAGCAGAAGAAAAGCAGAAGCGUGCCAGAAUAGCUAAAGAAAAAGCAGAAAAAGAAAAACGAGAAAGACAAGAAAAGAAGAAGCGCUUGCUAGAAACAAAAACAGAGGGUGAUGAGACGGGAGUGAUGGAUAGCCUAUUGGAGGCCUUGCAGUCAGGUGCUGCUUUCCGAGACCGAAGAAAACGGACGACAAAGGCUAAAGAUGUGCCACAGAAUCUCAGCCCAAUCUCUGAGAGGCCUGUUCUGAAAGCUUGUAACCAUGAAAACCAGAAAGCAUCAAGAGAAAAGGUACAUUUGCACCACAAUAUGAAUGCUGUGUUGACAAGGAAUCCAGUGAGCAAGGAGCUCCAUCAUGAUAUGGAAGUGAAUUCAUCUGUGGAAAAGAGGAAAGCUGUUUGGAAGAAGGAUGUCAGUAACGCAGGAAGCAGCAGAGAGAAGGAUACAGAACGCGCAGGCCUUCCUUCCAAAGGAGAAGCAAUGCCUGAAGUGGAAGCUCUGCUAGCAAGAUUGAGAGCACUGUAGGUCCUCUGAUCAAUUAAGCAAAUACUGGGAAGCCACUCAGAUGUUCAAGAAAAUUGUUAGUCUGCCCCAGACUGUACCACUUCAAGAUUUAUGUGGAAUGGUCCUCUGAAUCAAGAAUCCCUAUUGCUUUCAAGUUAGGGGAGAAGCACUGCUAGCAUUCCACACGCAGGGAAAGUGUUUUGUUUGUUUGAAGUGGAGGAGUUUUCAAACACCUGCUCUGCUGCCUGCAUUCUGAAGUGGCAAUCACGUUUGUGUUCUAAAGGUUUGAAUCCGCACCAUGAAUGAAAAAGUUCAUGACUGUUACAUUUUAGAAUAUAUGCACAAGUGCACAUAUUAUAUAUUCAAUACUUUAAACCACAAACUCAUAAUAUCUUAUGUCUGAAAAGAAGGUUGUUCUUGUAUAACCAUAACUAUAAUAUGGCUUUGAUAUCUUACUACUAGUUAGAAGGUAAUUCAGAGAGAUCUAAAUGAAAAGGUGAAAUUGUUCUUAGCUUACGGAUACAUGAACUGACAUGAGCUUUCUUCACUAUGUGCUGUACUUUAUAAUUUUAAACUGUUGUCUUGAAUUUUUAAAAUGCACAUCAAAAUAUAUUGUCUGUGUAUUGCUGAUCGUUCUUUUGGCAGAAAAAUUGUAUUUAGUAAAAUAUAUUCUUUAUAAAUAUGUUUUAUAGUAUACAGUACUGCCGUUGCUUAUAGUAUUGCAGUUGGACAAAUGGCUAAAGAAGUGCUGAAGGUGCAUUUGUUUAUAGGUAUUGUACUGAUGGCAUUGCACACACCUAUGCAAAAAAUUACUCAUACAAGUAUGAGAAAAUAUGUUUCCAACUCAUAGCUGCUGCUUAAACUUGAAAUAUAAAAUGCAAUGCUGCCAUUGUGUGUUUAUAGCACAAAACUUAUAAUUACCAAAGUAACUCUUUGACUAUGACAAGUCUUAAAAUUUCUAUUGCACACAGAAAGACCGCUAGGGAAAUAAUGACAAUACCUAGCUUUCUGAUAGGGAGUGUGGUUGAUAGGGAGUGCAGUUGGGUUUGAUAGAGAUCUCUUACAUAAUUACAUCAUUAUUGGUGUUUGUUAAUUUAUUUGUCAAUUAUACACCAAUAAAAAAGAUGGCAAAUCACUGUUAUGUUAUAUUACUUUCAUUUUUAAUUGUAUUGGGACCAGUGUUGCCUCUUACAGGGAUUCCCAGAUGUUGUUGACUACAAUUCCCAGCAUCCAAUAGCCUUUGCUUGGGGAUUUUGGCAGUUUUAGACAACAACAGCUGGGAUUCACGGUUAGAGGAAACACUGAUUGGGACGUUUGAUCCUUCUAUGAAAUCCCUAUCAGAUCAUACUUUCAGAUUAUUUGGAUUUACAGAAUAACAGCCUAUUUUUAUGCUUUGAAAUGUCGUGUAGGAGCCAUUUCAAAGACUGGCUUUGCCUUAUUUAUUUCUGAACAAAUAAAAUCACAAUGUUGAAAAAGAUUGUAUAUAAUUGGGGUAAAAUGUUUUUUUAAUUCCUCAUCAAACAUCUUAGGAAUGCAGUUUAAUAUAUUACCUCAUUAUUGAUGCAUGUUAUUUCUUUUAAUGCAGAAAACUUGCCUGUCUGUUCCACAUUAGGUACAUAAGAAAAGACAAACAGGAAUAAUAAAGCAGUAAGACCUAACCUGGACAUUAUGAGAGAGAUGUGACUGCUGCCAAGAGCAUCAGCCACACAUCCUGCCCGGCACAGUCUUUUUUCUACCUCUCCUGGUAAAUCUAGUCAAAAAAUGACAUGCUCUGUUUCCCCAUGCCUUGCAACUGACAGGUAAUGAAGUAGAGCAGAGGUGUCACAUGCAUUGUAUCUUAGAGAUAUUAGUGGGGACAUCCAAAGAGGAGAUGGGGCUAAGCUGCUCUUGACAAUAGCCAUUUGUCUGUUAUAAUGUCCAGUCUGGCCCUAAAGAGUAAGGUGGUAAAAGAAUAUUGAGUCCUAUGCUAGGAGAAGAAGCCAGUUCCAUACUUCCUCUCUUAUCAUUCCAAUGGAGAUUACUCAGCUGUAUUUCCAGAAUUGUUCAUACAUUAGCUGCAUUGUAAGUAAGGCGGGGGGGAAUUGUCCUUAUGUAACUGUUCUGGUUUUUUAAAGUUUAUGUACCUCAUAAAAUUAAAAUAUUUUUCAAUUUUAACAGCCAUGUAGGCACAUUCUUAUGGGCUUUUCAGAUGGUAGCUGGCUUGUCCCUCCGCUUAAACCAAUGUUGAUAGCAGAGCAUGUAUUUUUUUGCCAUGGUAGCACUCUUGAAUCGAUCCAAGGUCGUGUUUCCUUUCUCAAGUUGAUGUUUCAACUCAGUUUGAGAGUCCUCUUUAAUUUUUUAGAUAGGAGAUUUUCACAUUUAAAAUUAAACAUGUAUUAGUUUCUGCUUUAGUUGUAUUUUUCUGAAGUCUGAAUCUUCCUUUAGUAUUAGGCUUCCUUGUCAGCCAUUAUAGUUUACCAUAGUGACUUAUUCUUUCAAAGAUUGGUCCCACUGUAUACAAGCUAGUGUGUCUCUAGCCCAAUUCACACACAUCUGAAAGUGUGUAUAGUUCAGCAUGGUGGGGAACAGAAUGCUGACCGUGUUGCCCCUCUCAUAUGUCUGUUCCACCUCUGUUGAUACAUGUUGCUUUUCUUCGUUUACUCUUUAUAUUAACAUACUCGUUGUCCUCAAAGUUGGAGUAUCCCUGUACAAUGUUAUUUAGCAGUGAGCAGAAAAUCUGUGCAGCUAUUCUCACCGCCUGCAAAGCUAUAGUAUGGGACAGGAAAUUGUAUUGGGCCCCCAGGGUGUGUGUGUGUGUGUGUGUGUGUGUGUGUGUGUGUGUGUGUGUCUGUGUGUGGACAGAAACAAAUGAAUACUUCUUUGGAAAUAAUUUAAAGCACAAUAAAUGCUAUUAAUUUUCCCAUACUUACCUUUCCACCUCACAAUUUGUUGGGUUAAUAUUAUUAUUAGAGCUAAUUUUAUUAUAAAAAUUAAUACUAUUUUACUGCUGGGUUACUGCUUCUACUGACUGUCUCCUGAACUGCUGUUUUGUUUUAUUAUUUUAACAGAUUUUGUAUGCUUUUACUGAUUUAUAGAGUCAGGAGCCUUGUAAGCCAUCUUGUCCAAUUUCUUACCAUUAAGAAGUGUUUCUUUAUAUUUAGCUGAAAUCUAGUCUCCUAUAAGUAAACCCAUUAGAUAGAUGGAGUACUGAAUAUACAAACUCCAAAUGAGGCCUGAUUAGUGAGGAGUAAAGUAAAAAAUUUAAUACUUGUGAUUUGAAAACUGUAGUUCUAUUAAUGCAGCUUAAAAUGACAUUUGGUUUUUUUAUGGCUGUAUCAUACUGAUGACUCAUGCUCAGCUUCUCUGUGUUAUCUGUUAAUGUUUCAUCAUCCUUAAUUAACAGUAGGCCUACUGUUUCCUUGAACGUACCAGAAAAGCUUUUUUAUUACUCAUAGCAUCCCUAUCCAUUCUGGCCUUUAGCUUUCCAACAAGUCUGGCCUACUUGUCUGUAUUCAUCCUUCAUGACCUGUUUCCCUAUUUCUUACACAUAUUUUUUAGUUCCAGCCCAUCACUGAAAUUUCUAUGUAGCUACAUUGGCUUUUAAAAAAAAAAUAAAAAUCCCCCGUUUCUCUUUUCCCACUGGAAUUGAUUGUGACUGCACCUCUUCCUUCUUCUGGAACUCCCCCCUGUCUUGGGCUCCUUUCCCCAUUAGUAUAUCAAGCCAGAUAAGUCUAUCACUUCACUGAGCUUACUAAAAUCAGCUUUACUGACAUCCAAAAUACAUGUUGGACUAUGCUCACAUGUGACUUUCUAAAUCAAGAAUUCCAGCACUAAAUGUCACUUUCCCCUAAAACUGUUAGUAUUUAAACUUCAUUGACCAACUCUUCCCUAUUGGUUAGGAUCAAUCCAAGAGCAGCCAAUUUCCUUAACCCUUCCUCCACUUUCUGAAAGAGAAGGUUGUCAGCAAGGUAUAUCAGGGAUUUGUUGGAGAUUUUAUGCUUAGCAGAUUUUUUAUUUUUAUUAACUGUUUAAUAGAUUAUUAACUAUAAUAAUCAACUGGAAUUGAAGGGAAUUUCAAUAUCUAAUAGCAGAGGCUAAGUGAUUCUGUGGAAAAUGUAAAGUGCUUAUAAUAAACUAAAAAGGUUUGACAGAAGCCUGCCAAAGCAGGGCAGGAAAGGUGUGGGUUGUUAAAAAAAAAUCUGUCUUGCAAAAGAUAAGGAAAAUGCUUUGCAGUAAAGUUCAUGGUGGGACGUUUAUCAUGCAAGCUGUCUCAGGCUAUGAUCCAAAGGGCUGCUUACCCUUUCCCCAAGAUCAAGAAUUCCGGCAUUAAAUGGUCACUUUCCCCAAAAGGUUUUCAGUAUUUCAACCUUGCACCUGGUAAUGUUUUGGGCUUUUACCUUUUAAUAAAGGGUUGAUGCGGUGUAGUGUAGCGAUUAAAAGACUGAGCUGAGAACUAGGAUAUCCCUGGUUCAAAUCUUGCUUCUUCCAUGAACUCCCUACUAGCCUUAGGCAAGCCUCUUCCUCUCCAUCUCAGCCUCCAUAUGCAAUAUGAUAAGAAUGCUCAACUUGCAGAAUUGUUUGAAGGAUUACAUCAAGAUAGUUGAUGUAAAGCACUUUGCAGACUUAAAGCACUAUACAAAAGCACUAUAUUAUUAUUUGCCCUUUCUGCCCUAUAAUAUCACCCACAUUUUAAAAACAUCUUUCAUUUUCAAAAACAGUUUGCUGUUAGUAUAAAGAAAAAAACAAGCCCAUUACCCCCUUGGGAUUACAGAAUUAGUUGUAUGUUUGGCCCCUGGCAUAAACUUCCAUGAAUAAUUAACAUCACGAAUGUUGCUUUACCGAAAUGUAUAAGCAGUGAUGUUAUACUUUAGAUUCCUUGAAAUAUCACUGCACUUUCUACAGCCUGAAAUUAUGUUAGAAAGGUGUAUUAAUAAUAAACUGCUAGAUAGAAGAGUAGUGUUACUAUUGAUAGUAGUGAUUAGUCAUAUAAUUAGAGCACUCUUGUAGUCAUCUUACACAUUUCUUCCAAUAAUGUAAUUUUUGCUGCUCAUGAGCUGUGCAGUCACAUUUUUUGGAGAGUUUCUAAAGGAAGAGGUAUUAUUUUGGUUGUCAAACAGGAAUGCCUUUCAUGCUAUAAAGUUUAAACCUAAACCUUCUAAAUGGUAGAUAAAACAUUUUACUACCAACAUUGUGCCCCUCCCCCAUUUCAUCUAAACUGACUUAUCCUGCUGUUGAUGUAACAAUAAAAUGGAUUCUGAAGUGCC
Molecule: messenger RNA, 9149 nt
Organism: Hemicordylus capensis (graceful crag lizard)
Lineage: Eukaryota; Metazoa; Chordata; Lepidosauria; Squamata; Cordylidae
Gene: DIAPH3
Product: diaphanous related formin 3
Exons: 29
Coding region: 319-3927 (1202 amino acids)
Biological process (GO): actin filament polymerization; actin cytoskeleton organization
Cellular component (GO): actin filament; cytoplasm
Molecular function (GO): microtubule binding; actin binding; small GTPase binding
Source: RefSeq, a predicted model, not a curated record